AUUGCCCAAAUCUCACAUCUGAAGGUUAAAGUCUGUCUGUCUCCAUCACACCGCACUUCAAUCCAGUGGUACUUGCGUAUCAGUCUCCUUCUUCUCGCUCAUAAUUUGUAGAAAUAUUAACACAAUAUCAUGUCGAUAUUUGGUGAAGUCCCGCAAGCUGCUCCUGUCGCAGUGUUUAAACUGACAGCAGAUUUCCGUGAAGAUCAGAAUCCCAGCAAGGUGAAUCUGGGAGUCGGAGCCUACAGGACAGAUGAAGGUCAGCCUUGGGUUCUGCCCGUGGUGAGAAAAGUGGAGAAGAUGAUCGCUGAUGACCAUAGUUUGAACCACGAGUACCUGCCCAUUCUAGGCCUGCCAGAGUUUCGUUCAAGCUCAUCUAAGAUCGCUUUGGGUGAAGACAGUCCUGCCAUCAAGGACAAUCGGGUAGGAGCUGUGCAGUGUUUAGGUGGCACUGGUGCUCUGAAGAUCGGAGCCGAGUUUCUUCGCCGUUGGUAUAAUGGAACUGACAACACAAAAACUCCAGUUUAUGUGUCGGCACCCACAUGGGAGAACCACAAUGCUGUUUUCUCUAACGCUGGAUUUGAGGACAUCCGUCCAUACAAAUACUGGGAUGCAGGGAAGCGUGGACUUGAUUUGGAAGGUUUUCUGGGUGACCUAGAGAGCGCACCUGAUCACUCCAUCUUUGUGCUGCAUGCCUGCGCUCACAACCCCACCGGCACAGAUCCCACCCAGGACCAAUGGAAGCAGAUCGCUGAUGUCAUGAAGCGAAAGAGUCUGUUUGCCUUCUUUGAUUCAGCCUAUCAGGGUUUUGCCUCAGGAAAUUUAGAUAAGGACGCCUGGGCUGUCCGCUAUUUUGUGUCACAAGGUUUUGAAUUGUUCUGUGCCCAGUCGUUUUCAAAGAACUUCGGUCUGUACAAUGAGAGAGUGGGGAACCUGACUGUUGUAGCCAAAGACCAAGACAAUUUGAACCGUGUAUUGUCUCAAAUGGAGAAGAUCGUUCGAAUCACCUGGUCCAACCCUCCGUCCCAGGGUGCACGUCUGGUUGCCAUCACACUCAACACCCCUGAACUCUUUGCUGAAUGGAAGGACAAUGUGAAGACCAUGGCAGACAGAGUCCUGCUCAUGCGUGCUCAGCUGAAGGAAAAACUCAAAGCACUCGGAACUCCAGGAACCUGGGAGCACAUCACUGAACAGAUCGGCAUGUUCAGCUUCACCGGACUCAACCCUAAGCAGGUGGAGUACCUGGUGAAAGAAAAGCACAUUUAUCUAAUGGCGAGCGGUCGCAUCAACAUGUGUGGCCUCACCACCAAGAACAUCGACUAUGUGGCCGAGUCCAUUCAUGAGGCUGUCACUACAGUCCAAUAAGCACCUUUACCACACUUCCUGUUUGUGUGUGUGUGUCCACAGGAACAUAGACACGCACGCACACACACACACACACUAAUACACACCUUCACUCACCAGCUUUGCUGGUCUAAUUUGCUGAUCAGCAUUUCAACAUUCUAUUUUAACUGUAAUUAUAAAGAAAUGAAACGGUCCCAGAAGAUAUAUAAAUAAUUAUAUAUAUAUAUUUCCCUUCGCCUUUCUCCUGUGUUUUCAGAAGAGAGUAUGUUGAAAUAUUAUCCGUGGUGUUCAUUUAAAUCUUGUUUCUAUGAAUAAGCACUUUGUGGUGGGAUUUACAGUCAACCAAAUGGCUCUCUCUGGAUUUCAUUAACCUGAAGGUCCAGCUUCACUGAUUUUAUGAUUCUUCAUGGUCUUAGGUUAAAUUUAAACCGGUUAAUGUGACUGGAUCAGAGUUAUAGGCAACCUUUGUGUUAGUGGGUGGAACAGGUAGAAACUAGCCUUUAUUAACUUGUUGAAUUUUAUCAUCGUGUCUGAAAAUUUCACUGUAUUGAGUGCUGAACUGAAGGACAAUGUGCAUGUUUUAUGAUCUAUGUGUCUGUAUUCUUAAAACAUGCACACAGAGACGACUCUAGAACUUGAAUGAUGGGGGCAUUAGAUUGUGUUUAACUGUCAAUUCCUGAUGCUCUUACCUCAAAUUAAAUGGCUUGUGGUCUGUGAAGAGGUGCAUUCUGGGAUAUUGGAUCUCUGGCAGCUGAAAGAGAGUGAAUUAUACAGAAAAGUGAUAUGUGGGUUGAAUAUCAUCUUUGAUGUUCUGGAAAUUCUGGGUUGUGAAGAGCCCAGGCGUUGUUUUGCACUUUUUUUUUUCUGAUGUCUUUUUAAUGUGCUGAUUCUGGUCCAUCACUUUCACUGCUGUGUUCUUGUGUUGUGUUCAGGCUCAUUUGUGCACUGCAGGACCGUUUAAUGAAUGUGCAGCCAUUAGUCCAAGUACAUUACUCUCCCACCCAGCUUAGUCGCAAAAGAUCAAACCUCUAGGAGUAUUAAAACUCGUUGAGCACAAAUAUACUAAUCAAAGUGCAUUAAAAUAAAUGAAGUAAACAAA
Sinocyclocheilus rhinocerous is the source of this 2440-nucleotide messenger RNA. RefSeq names its product glutamic-oxaloacetic transaminase 1, soluble (gene got1). Gene Ontology annotation, cellular component: cytosol. Gene Ontology annotation, molecular function: pyridoxal phosphate binding; L-aspartate:2-oxoglutarate transaminase activity. The record is from RefSeq and is a predicted model, not a curated record. Gene Ontology annotation, biological process: L-aspartate biosynthetic process. Bases 130 to 1362 code for a protein of 410 amino acids. The transcript has 9 exons. Lineage: Eukaryota; Metazoa; Chordata; Actinopteri; Cypriniformes; Cyprinidae.